This is a messenger RNA of Ixodes scapularis (black-legged tick), 384 nucleotides long. RefSeq lists its product as uncharacterized. The transcript has 5 exons. The record is from RefSeq and is a predicted model, not a curated record. The coding region runs from base 67 to 384 and encodes 105 amino acids. Lineage: Eukaryota; Metazoa; Arthropoda; Arachnida; Ixodida; Ixodidae.
GGGCUGGCUAACACACAAGGAUCCGUUUUGUGUUAUGUGUCAGAUUAUUGUACUUCCUGAUUCACCAUGAAGGCAUCUGUACUCGCAAUGUUGGUUCUCGUCACGGGAUUUGUAAGCCACUGCUCCAGCCAAGAUUGGCACAUACUUCAUGGGAAAGCCGAUUGCCCGGGAAAUUUUCUUAACUGCCAUCUGUCCUGCCUUCUAAUUUUCAAUGCGAGCACUAAAGGCGUUUGCGACGGUCCAGGUGGCAGGCAAUGCGCAUGUAUCCUUGUGGGUUGCCCGAAUAAUCCUCAGGGAUGCCAAUACGUGUGCUCCAAAAACCUAAUAAGCAAACGCUACAGAUGCGGCGGCUACAAGAACCAAUUCUGUAGAUGCUUUGAAUAG